AUGAGUACCACAAAAAAAUUGGAAAAAGAUGAAUCGGGUAAAUGCAUUGAUAUUACAAUGUAUAGAGGUAUGAUCGGCUCCCUUCUAUAUCUUACCGCUAGUAGACCCGAUAUUAUGUUUAGUGUGUGCUUAUGUGCUCGUUUUCAAGUUUGUCCUAAGGAAUCUCAUUUGCAUGCCGUUAAGCGUAUUUUCAAGUAUUUGCAUGGCACUUUGAACCUAGGAAUUUGGUACCCAAGAAAUGUGGACCCUAGGCUACUUGGCUACUCCGAUGCCGACUAUGCGGGUUGUCUUUUAGACCGUAAAAGUACCUCCGGGACUUGCCAAUUUUUGGGUCAUAGUUUGAUCUCAUGGAGUAGCAAGAAACAAGUAUCCGUGGCUUUGUCAACCGCAGAAGUCGAAUAUAUAGCGGCCGGUUGUUAUCGUGCUCAAAUCUUUUGGAUUAAGAGUAAACACAUAGAUAUCCGUCAUCGUUUUAUACGUGAUCAUGUGCAAAAGGGAGACGUUGUAGUCAAAUUCAUGGAUACAACUAACCAAUUUGCGGAUAUUUUUACCAAGCCUCUUAAUGAAGAACAUAUGAAUUUUAUUUCGAGAGCUUGGUAUGCUUGA
Mercurialis annua (annual mercury) is the source of this 606-nucleotide messenger RNA. Its product is annotated as secreted RxLR effector protein 161-like. Bases 1 to 606 code for a protein of 201 amino acids. The transcript is spliced from 2 exons. NCBI's taxonomy places the organism in Eukaryota, Viridiplantae, Streptophyta, Magnoliopsida, Malpighiales, Euphorbiaceae. The record is from RefSeq and is a predicted model, not a curated record.